Sesamum indicum (sesame) is the source of this 1736-nucleotide messenger RNA. The record is from RefSeq and is a predicted model, not a curated record. NCBI's taxonomy places the organism in Eukaryota, Viridiplantae, Streptophyta, Magnoliopsida, Lamiales, Pedaliaceae.
AUUGGGUGACAUUUUGCCACUGCAAGCAAAAACACCUCCGUCGCAGAGGCGUUUUUGCCUUUGUACCAGUUACAGAGGCGUUUGUCUUUGCCUCCGUACAGAGGUAAUAAAGCCUCUGUACAGAGGAGGUUGCCCUUGUUUUUUUUUUCCUGUUAUUCUACGUUUGGUAAUUUUAGUUUUUGGAUUGGACAUUUGCUUGUUUGCAUUUCAGAAUUUCAGCCAUGUAAUUAACGGGUUCUGUAUGAUUUAUGGUAGCAGUUGGAUAGCUAAAGCCGUUUUGGGAUAACUUGUGUAUCUGUAUAUGUCAAAUGGGGAACCCAUAGGUUUUUCUGAUUUGAAACGGUAGGGGUGGGGGAACCUCUUUUAUAAUGCAUCCACAAUCUCAGUAACAGUAAAUUGAUGCUUUGAAAUUAAGAGGAGCUGCUGCAAUUUUGAAGCUUUAGCUAAAAAUAAAAUAUACUAUGGAGCAAAUAUUUUUCCUUUUCAACUGUCUGAUGUGCAUUGAUGAAAUAGCAUCUUGCUGUUGCACUUAUACAUUCACAAUCUAAAAAGAAUGACUGUGAAUUGGUGCUUGCUGAGAUCCACACAAAUUGUUGCAAUUUCAAAGCUUUUGUUGAAUAUAUUGAAGUUGCAAAUAUUGUUUUUUUUCAGACAUCUAAUAAGCUUUAACUUGAUGAAGCAUGCAUCUUUGGAUGCGCUUGCUCACCAAGAGGAUGCAGUGCUUGUCAGCUUAGCAAUGGAGGCUGAAGGAAAAAUUGGCCAGCGAGAGAAGAAGAUGACACGGAAAGAGAUACUGGAAAGGAAGAAAGCAAUUGAAAAUGUUAUCAAAUCUGCUUCUGCGGUGAAAGACCAUCUCUCUUUUUUCCCGCACUUUCGCCACUACCGAACCAAUGGCUUGUAUGCACAUUUGGAGGCUGGAUGUGGCAAUAAGCUCACACUUCAUAGAAAAAGAUACAUACAAAACCUUCUCAAGUUAAACAUGGAGGCACCUUAUGGACCUGAGUGGCCAGCUGAGGAAAAGAUAAAACGGAGGGAAAUGGUAGCAAAGGAAGCUUGUUAUAUAUUUGUGUAUGAAAUCUCCAGUGAAGAUGUUGAUGAAAUGUCUCGAUUAGGAGACAGAGCGAAAACAUGCAGUUGCGAGGGCCCUAUUGUUGGUUUUGUACAUUACAGAUUCAUUCUGGAGGAAGAAGUUCCUGUGGUUUAUGUUUACGAAUUACAGCUUGAGCCUCGUGUUCAAGGAAAGGGAUUAGGAAAGUUCUUAAUGCAAUUAAUUGAACUUAUUGCCUGUAAGAAUAGAAUGGGUGCUGUGGUGCUAACUGUUCAAAGAGCAAAUCUGUCAGCGAUGGACUUCUAUAUCGGUAAACUCGGGUAUACAAUUUCUGCAAUUUCACCUUCAAGAGUUGAUCCAUUGUUAGGCCUAGAGAAAAGCUAUGAGAUUCUUUGUAAAACAUUUGACGAUGAAGCUCAAGCAGUGUUGGAGAUGUUGCGGGUCUAUUAUGGGAGGGAUAUUGGGAGGAUGAACAUUGAAUUAAUUCUGAAUCAGGAAAAAUUCAGAUGAAAUCAAGCAUGAGCUAAGAGGAAUAAUAAUAACUUUAAGGAAUAAGGACAAAUCCUAUUCCUAUGUUUAUUACCUUAUUUCCCAGUCGGCCCAAGACACCGCAGCCCACACAUGAGACACUUGGAUGACUGAUAUAACCACGUAGCUCCGUUCGCACCCACACGGUAAUAUAUAUCCC